CGUACAGCCUCCGUCUUUCUCAUUUUCGCUUCCCCUUUAUCUGGAAAAAAUCCGUCCAAAGCACCAACCCCAAACCUCAAUUUCCCCCCAUUCUUGCCUAAUCUUUCAUGGAUUUUUAUCAAUUUUUCUCAUUCUCUUGAAAAUCAAUCUCCUUUUUCUAACUCUCUAUCUCCUUUCUCAUCUUCUCUGCUUAUGACUACCAUCAGGUGAUAACCUUUUUCUCCCCUUUUCCAUAUACUAAUAUUAGAAACCCAAAACGUAAUCUAGGUUCAAGAUUUGAUUUCGAGUUCGUGAAUCAUGAUCCUUUCUUCUUCGAUUACACUCCUAAAUUCUGGCUUCGACACUGUUACAAGGAUAGGUUCCAUAUCUUCAUUCAAGCUAAAACAGAUUUAAAUUUGAAGAAAUCUCACCUUCAGUAAUUCUCAACAAUGGACCAUAAGACUACUGAAUUGGAUCAAGGAUGGGAUUACCUGCAGAAGGGGAUCACAAAAUUGAAGAAGAUUUUGGAGGAGCAGCCAGUGCAACCAUUUAGCGGAGAAGAAUAUAUGAUGCUUUACACAACAAUCUACAACAUGUGUACACAGAAGCCUCCUCAUGAUUAUUCCCAACAGCUAUAUGACAAGUACCGGGAAGCUUUUGAGGGGUAUAUUACUUCAACGGUGUUGCCAUCUUUAAUAGAGAAGCAUGAUGAGUUCAUGCUAAGGGAGCUUGUUAAAAGAUGGUUGAAUCAUAAAGUCAUGGUCCGGUGGCUGUCGCGAUUCUUCCAUUAUCUUGAUAGGUACUUCAUUGCACAGAGAACACUUCCUGCACUUAAUGAAGUUGGAUUAACAUGCUUCCGUGAGCAGGUAUACAAUGUAAUAAAAGAUAAAGUCAGAGAUGCUGUAAUUAUUCUGAUUCCUCUCCCGCCAGUUGAUGAAAGGAAGAAAGUUGUUGAGGAUGUCGACAAAGACCGACGUUAUGCCAUUGAUGCUGCACUUGUGCGCAUAAUGAAGAGUAGGAAAGUUUUGGGUCACCAACAAUUAGUUUCAGAGUGUGUUGAGCAGCUGAGCUGCAUGUUCAAGCCUGACAUCAAAGCCAUAAAGAAGCGAAUGGAAGAUCUCAUCACUCGAGACUAUCUUGAAAGAGAUAAGGAAAUUCCGAACUUGUUUAGGCUACAACUUCUUCUGGUGCCCCAGAGCAGGAAAAUAAUUGAAUUGCAUGAUAAGUACAUGGCCUACGUGACUGACUGUUUUUCAAGCAACACAAUAUUCCACAAGGCUUUGAAGGAGGCUUUGGAGGUCUUUUGCAACAAAACUGUUGCUGGCGUUUCCAGUGCUGAAUUUCUGGCAACUUUCUGCGAUAAUAUCCUCAAGAAAGGCGGAAGUGAGAAAUUGGGUGAUGAAGCUAUUGAAGAAACACUUGAAAAGGUAGCUAAAUGAAUUUUUUUGUUAUCAAACUAAUGGUGAUUUUUUUUUACUUUGAUCUGACAAGCUUUCCUUAUUUCUAAAAGUGGUUAAACUUCUUGCGCAUAUUAGUGAUAAAGAUCUUUUUGCUGAGUUCUACAGGUAAGACCUCUUUGCUAUUCCUUUUUUCAUGUUUCAGUUAUUAUAUAGGAUGGAUUUUUCAAUUUCAUUUGAUGGAAUCCUUGAAUUUUAAUAACAUUUGGUACUCAAU
Rubroshorea leprosula is the source of this 1653-nucleotide messenger RNA. Lineage: Eukaryota; Viridiplantae; Streptophyta; Magnoliopsida; Malvales; Dipterocarpaceae. The record is from the annotation of a GenBank genome assembly.